Molecule: messenger RNA, 14212 nt
Organism: Xyrichtys novacula (pearly razorfish)
Lineage: Eukaryota; Metazoa; Chordata; Actinopteri; Labriformes; Labridae
Source: the annotation of a GenBank genome assembly
GGCUUCUCAUUCGACGAUAAACAUUGCGACCUGACCCCCCUGGCUCUCAGAGACUUAAGGCACGUCAACGUGAAAGGGGGCAGAGCUGUUUCCACUGUGGAUGAUAAUACCACCAGAGACUGGAAUUACUUAUCACUAUCACAGACAAACACGCUCGAUAUGUUGAAGAGUUAUCCUGCCUGUAAAUGAGACGCAAUCCUGCCGCUCUGACGUCGAAGUAAAUCAACGAAAAGCCGUUAGCUUCUGUAGCUAACGUCAGCUAGCUGUGUUAGCCACAUACCCUCGUUUUUUCCACGCAGCUGACCUCCACCACAACACAGUCUCUCUGGGUGGCGUUACAAGCUAAGCUGGGGUCGUUUCCCCCUCUCUCUUCUCACCCCCUGUAUCCCCGUGUUGGUGCCCCGUGGACGGUCCUCGAAUAUGAUCCAUAAUGAGUCAAAGAGAUACCUUAGUUCAUCUGUUUGCUGGAGGGUGAGUAUUUUCUUGCAGCAACGCUAGCUAGCUUCGCUUAGGGCUAACUGCUGUCACUGGUUGGUGAUGUAAAGCUUCACUAACAGGAUUGUUUGCUUUAGUGUGCUCAUAAUAUGAGUAUUUGGCCCGUGGGACGAUUGCUAACAUCAGGAUCUGUUUUAGCAUCCGUGUGCCAGAUGUCAGUUUACUAAUUUUGGCCACAGGCGUGCACCCGUAGGAGUUGCGCUCAAUGUCACACGUUACAAUGACAUUUCAUCUGGCUAUAAAUCUGAUCUGAAUAACAUGUUUGGUUUUUAAAAGAGUCAGUAUGUCGUGUUUGUAAGAUUUCGGAUCAGUGUUUAUAUUUCCAGUUGCUGUUUAAGUAAAACGUGGGUCUGCGUAUGGUGUCCCCCGUUUACCAGCCAUAUCUGAAGCGUAUCAGAUAUAACUUGGGCACUCUGCCACUCAAAACAGAGCUUUAACACGACAGGCAUAUAUAUAUAUAUAUAAAUAUAAAUAUAUAUAUACAUAUGUAUAUAUAUAUAUAUAUAUAUAUAUAUAUGUAUAUAUAUAUAUAUAUGUAUAUGUAUGUCUGAUGCUUCAGCCAAAGCUGUGUCCCAAAGGAGUGCAGUGCAGCCCUCAUAGGUCUGCCAAAAAACUGGGUGCUAAAUGGAUGAGUUUGGCUCAAGUCAGAUUAUAUUGGCACUUUGGCAGCCACUGUGGUUUAGACUGUUCACAGGCUCAGGAAAAUAACUAAAUAUAAUAUUUUGGUUUGUAUGGAGUAAUGUCUAGAUAAAUCGAGAGAACAGAACGUGAAUGGAUGGAGGGUUUAAGGGCACAGUGUGUAAGAAUAGCAGAACAUUUUUGGUAGAACUGUAAUUUGAUAUUCAGAAGUUGGUAUAAAUCAGUGUACAACCCCAUGUCUGAAAGGGAAGGUGUAAAAAGUUGAUUUUAAAAAAUGAUGUUGUGCAAGUCAUUUAAAAUCUAUAAAAAUUCAAAGUUGUGUAAAAGCUUAAGGAAUAUAAAUUUAGCAUUCUUAUGGAAAUCAUGGAUCCUGAGUCACGAGACCACUGGACUUGCUAUCGGCAUACAGUUAAAAUGCGAGCAUCCCAGGUGGCAUGGGUAGCUUAAACAUCCGGAAAAGGACUUUGAAUCCUAAUCAAUAAAUACAAGUUUUGGAAAAACACAUGGUGCAAAUGGAAAAUGGGCUUUGAGUAAUUUACAAACCACCUAACUUUCAUUUCAUUAACAUUUUACACAGUUGGUGUUGGGGUUGUGAUCAUUCCACUGUUUUAUCUGUUGAAUCUGGACCCCUGCCCAAACUAAAACUUGACUGGAGUGCUAGAAUUUGUUGGAUGAAGAGUUGAAGUUAAAUGAAAUUAGCCAUAGACAGGCUCUUUUGAUUACAUAAUAUAUCUAUAGUCAGCCUGUGUUGUACCUUUACAUUUCAUCCCUGCCAAAAACUGUGUUGACAGAGCCGUCUAUUUCUGCUUUGAUGCUGAUUGAAAAUUAACUCUAACUUCAGAUAAAUGUGGUCGCUCUUACUUUGUUUUCACUUCCUCAGGUCUGGCCCUGUCCUGCUAAUACGGUUCAGACAGGUUCAAUUUUAAUACGGUCCAUGUAGAUGUUGUUUCUACGCUCUGUCUUAUCAGUGUUGCUUUUGUUACCCAUGCAGGUUACUGUCCUGAAAAGCCUGAGAUAGUCAUUGACUGAUGUCCUGGAUGUAGGGUAUUGUUUGGACAAGGUGUUCAUUAGUGUCUUUUUGGAGUUCUUGGCUCAAAGUUUCAAAAUAAGAAAAAAUCUGUGAUUUGUUUUGGGAUUCACAGUUAUCAAAUUCUGUGUUGUUUUAUAACAAAAUAAAUAAAACAUUAUUUUUCAUUCUUAUAAAAAGAUGUACAUAUGCCCGCAAGGCUGAAACUCCACGGGGUGCUGAACAGAAGCUUGCCGUUAUUCUCCAAGAAACACAAAGCAUUCCUGACUGUUUUUCUGUUCCCACACUGAGCUAUUUCUUGUCUACAUGCCGGGAAUUGUUAGAAUUCCCUCAACACAUCACUGGCUAAUUUAUUUAUGUAAGAAAAUGAACAAUUUGUGCACACAAAUAUUUCGACUUUUGCCAACACAGACGAAAAGGAGUCUUGGAUUUCUGCUUCAUCACGGACACCUUUUCAUGUCUGUCUUUCUGCUAGAUGUGGGGGCACAGUAGGAGCCAUACUGACCUGUCCGCUGGAAGUGGUGAAGACACGUCUGCAGUCAUCCUCUAUCACCCUCUAUGUGUCUGAGGUUCAACUCAGUACUGUCAAUGGGGCCAGUGUGGCCCGCGUGUCCCCACCAGGCCCCCUGCAUUGCCUCAAGUGAGUACUCAAAAUAAACCAUAACACAGGGAACAUUGUCAAGAUUAUAUAUCCUCUCUGUUUAAUAUGCUAUAACACUUCCACGCAACGCUUCUUGGAUGUUUUGGUGUCACAGUUGCCCGCUCAGUGCAGCUUUACUCGACCACAUCCUCCCUUUUUGUAGAAUAACAUUACUGUAUUUCAUUACUGAGGUCAAGAGUGCUCCGAUUGGCCUGGUUACAAUGAGAGUUCCCUCUUCUCAAGUGUAAUAAGCCUGUCACACGAACUUGUGAGAUCAAGUGAAGUGUUUGAUUUUUGGAGUUUUGUGAUGAUAUCAUUGGUGAUAUCUUUACUAUUUUUUAUUUUUGAUACAAAUAUGUUUUAAAUGCUAAUAAGGGUCUCAUCCAGUUUCAGGACCAUUAACAACACCUAAACAAGCAUACUUGAAAACACUUGUUAUAUGAAUAUCUACACACACCCAAACUUUCAUUGACUCAGUUAUAACAAUAAGCUAUUAGCUUAAUAAAUGUGCCGUAUGAAACAUAGUGAAAGUACAACUGUAGUAUGAAGGAGACCAUCAGAAUAACAGCUGAAAGCAUCACAUCUUUUCAGGUCAGGUCCUUUACAUUUUGCGUGUUCAUAACUGGGAGUGGGGGUCUCCUGAUUCUUGACCCAGUGUAGGUCUAAGUAUGAAUGGUUUUCAUUCUGUUCAAGUUAUAUAAAGUUAUAUAAAAAGGGAAGUUGUAUAAAGUUAUAUAAAAAGGAAUUAGCCUAUCAUCUUGUCUUUCCACGAAAUAAUAGAGAAGUGUCGAUUGUGGAACUGAGAAGAACUUUUGACUGUUAGGAGACUUGAAAACCCCUAAUUUCAACAAAGCACACUGGUUAUUUUUGCCAAGCUUGAGAUAUGAUGACAAAUCCAAGCUUUAUUACAUCUUUUAUACAUGAAAUCUUAGGAGAUAUUUGAUUCCUCAGGAUCAUGAGUUUUAGGACCUGUUUUGCCAAGAUCUGCCGUCUGGAUUUUGGUAGAUCUCCAGUUUUGAUGUUGAGGGAAAAAGGAUCUCCACAUGGAGAACAAUAGCCUGGUCUCUUCUAAAGAGGUCAUGUCUGCUCUGAGCCUCUGGGAAAGUGUUUUUAUGGCACCAAGCCACUUGUCAGCCUCACUGAACCAAGUCAGAAUUAAACAAAGUGCCGAUCACUGCGGUCAAAAUUCUGUCUGUUAGACUCCCAUCAUAAUCCUAUAUUUAACAUGGGCAGCUCUCUGGCAAUUAAAGGUGUCUUCAUGUCAUUACAUCAUCACCAGGUGUUAUAUAUUGUAAGCAAAGGUAAGAGUUUUUUUUUUUUUCCUCAAACUUUACCACAGGUGUGGACAUACCCCCCCUCAAUGACACCAGUUUGCAAAUCUAUCCUUGUGGCCUAGAGUUUGGCAAUGUUUCCAUCACUGUCUUGGUUUUGUUGGAAUCACACGUGACUGUAAUUGAUUAACAGCUUGGAUGCACAUUAUGACAUCUCUGUCCUGGUUUACCGUCUGUCCAGGUCCUGACUUUUUUAUCACAGACAAUUCUGCUCCAGUGCAUAUCCUCCUUUACCCUCUACAGUACCUUUUAGAUGCGUCCAUAGUUUAUGUUCCUUGUAUCUAUCACUGGAACCCUCUGGAAGAUGAAAUUAAGCACCCUGAACUUAGACAUAUGACCCUAAAGCAUGCACGUGGUGGUGUUUUUCUGGGGAAAUAAUUCACUGUCUGCGUUUGAAUUUCACAAACAGGUUGAUCUUGGAGAAAGAAGGACCUCGGUCACUCUUCAGGGGCUUGGGGCCAAACUUGGUGGGCGUGGCACCUUCCAGGUAAUCUUCAUCAUAUCCUCAGAAAUCUGUGCCUCCUACAAUUAUAAAUUUGAAGCUCAUGAAAAGCAAGACGUUUAUUUAUCGGAUGAAAUUCAUCACUGAGCCCUGGAAUAUUGUUGUUAUUACUGCUGUCGUCAUAAUACCCAGUAAUAACUCAACAGUGACCAGAUUAUGAGUUGUUAAAACACGAUUGGUUUUCCUCCUCAUCGACUCCUUCAAACAGAUUUGACAGAUGAAACCCUGAGAUGGGUCACUCAUUCACCUUCAGUAUGUUAGGAUCAGCUUUAUGCUGUCAGUCCCCACCUUUCAUUAACCAUAGCAAUGCUUUGCCAGCUUUAGCUGCACACAGGUCACAGCUGUGCUUCCAGCUGAAUGCCAACAUUAUGUCCACAUGCCAACAAUUACAAAGUCAGCCUGCCUGUCAACUAUUAAAUACCAGCAUGCAGACAUUCGGCAUGUAACACAGUUCUAUGGUAUGCAAUUACAACAGGCUCUUUUGUGAAACCUCUUACCCAAUUCCCUACACAGUAGCUGACGGCUAAUGUGAAUGCUACGUUUUCACAUCACAGUUCAGCAGGUAAACUAUGAACCGCACAUUGUAAUCCAUAACUAGUCAUUUCCUGGGUUGUUGCAGGGAGUGCUCUCUGUUAAAUAUUGGUCAGUUUGGGACACUCAUUUCUUGAUUUCUUAUUUAGUUGAUUUUGGAGAGUAAAAUGUUAAGCAACAUUGUAAGAACAAUGAUCAGGCUGCCUUUAUUGCAGUGACUUUUAGACUCCUGGAAGUGGAGAGUCACCUGUGUCAAGGAUUUCCCCUUUUCCCUUUAUGUAGAAAAACAAAUUCUAUUUCUUUCUUAAAUGAACAGAUCAACCAGAAAAGUUGUAAACUAAAACCAUUUAUCUAAAUCAUAGAGAGGUAAAACAAAAGCAGCUUUGGCUUAUGAAGAUAUAGAAACAGGCUUGAAUCUGUAGAUACUCCAAUAAAUGAGCAACAAUUUUUAAAGGGAUGUAGGUGCACAGAAAGUCCCUCUGCUUUCUCCUUGUUUGGGGAAGUGAAGGGUGCUUCUGUCUGUACUACAUGAACUCUCCACAGGAACAGAAGCUGGGUGGCUGCUCUAUCCAUUUAUCAGCUUUGUUGAUGACUGCUGACAUGAUGAGCAGCAGGUCCUGGCACUAUACAGACAAUUCUGUAAAAUUCUGCAAAAUGAUUCACUUAGACAAGAUAAAUGUUGCAGGUAGAAACUGAGAAGCAGAACCUAACUUCACAUGUCUUAUCGAAUCCCCAAAUCUCAAGGAGGAAUGAGAAAUGAUGUUUCAGUGAAGCUUAAUAAAUGUCUGUAGGUAUGUGGAGCUUCACCUCGUCAUAAGCCCAAUUUUUCACAUGCUAACAUAUAAUAUUCAACAAAGGCUUGCUGGAACCUGUUAGUGUGUUAGUCUGCAUAAACUCAUUAUGCAGUUUGAUAAGAGUUUGUUCUGACUUGCUGAUUAGAUCACAUUUAGUGUGCACACAAGUUUGCUCAGCGUCUUUUCCAGGUGAGUUAUUGACACAUUUUUUAAGGCAAUGUGAAACCCUGCUUUUAUGUAAUCACCUCAUGGCUCUUGAGGUUACUGGGAGAUGAAGAGAUGUUAAGGAAAUAUUGGCGGGGAGCUCCCAUUCAUCUUCUCGGCUGUUUCAGCAGUUCUAGAGGGAAACCAGCCUGAUUAGCCUUUUUCUGACUGCUCUUAGGUAAUGACGCAUGACGGUCAUGAUCAUCAUUACCCCUCGGUGGUAAUGAUGGAAGGCUGUUGGCACCAUUAGCCCUAAUUAAACAGCAAGCAGUUUUCAAUGCUGAGCAUGUGUAGAGUGUUUUGUUAGCAGCUUACUUGAAUAAACGCAUGAACACACCGUCCUGAUCUGUGACGCAGAUUUUAGGUGAAUGCACAGACAAACACUGACCCGUCAUUAGGCUGAUGCGCUUAAGCAACACGAACAGCCUGAUGGGGCACAUUUGGGUAAUGGGGGUAAAAGUGAAGUAGUGCACACGGUGCUUUUAGAAGAAGUGUGUGUUUAGACACAAGAGUGCAGGAAAGAGAGACCCCUGCAUUUACCCCACACUUAUGUAAGCCUUAUCAUAUUCUGUGAUUGACGGAGAAAAGACGUCAGUUCUCAUUGUGUUUCUAUGAUCAUUUGCAUCUGUAAAGCCAGCGCAGUGUGGGGCAUAUUUUUACAGACUUCAUCCUGAUCAACAGCUGAGAGUUGCUGUGUUAUUGUUCACUCACAGGUUUCACUCAUUCACAUUGCACUUUAAAUCUGUGCAGUUGUUGCUAUUAAAUGUUAACAUUGUAUAAAUGCCGGUCUCCUGAAAAUGCCCAGAUUUAUACUAAUAUCUCUGACGUUUCUGCCUUUGCUUUCCACAGAGCAAUCUACUUUGCUGCUUACUCCACGGCCAAAGAGAAACUGAACGGUGUGUUGGAACCUGAUUCCACACAGGUUCACAUGAUGUCGGCUGGAAUGGCAGGUAAUUAUACACAUAGAUGUUCGUUUACAAGCUGACUUAAACCGCCUUAACUAAGAACCCAGGGAGAAUCGUCAAUAUCUCCGUCAAUGAAUUGACCUUUUCUGCUUCAGUGCUUGUAUGCAUAAGCGAAAGGUUGUAUUACAUACAGGAUCAGGCUUGUGUAACGUCUGUACCCAGUGGCUGCUUGUGUUAUGACAUCGCCCCCUUUGUUGAGAGCAAGUAUUGACUCAACCAGUUUUUCUUGUGUUAGAUUCUUGUUUAUGUAAUAGAAAAAAACAACCUGUGCCAAAAGACUUGCAUCAGCUCCUUGGGGAAGUCUCUGAGUGUAUAAUAGUAUAAUAAAAAGUGAAUCUAGUGUCUUUGAUCUUUGUCUAAGAUUUACAGUCCUGCAGAAUAACAACAUAUUAAUUAAUGAUACUGAAAAGCUAGAUUUAAGUACCGUCACUGAUAUUCUCUGAUGCUUUCUGUGUCAGAGGUAGGUCACCUGCUCUCUUGUCACGGCUCCACGUGGGAAUGCUAAUCUGUUCCAAUGUGGGUCAUUCAGGCAGGUGCAGCUACAACCUGCCUGUCUAUGGGUAUGGGUGGAACAGACAGGGCCACUUUUAGCAGACUAUGACUCAGGCCUUUCAACGUCACAUCCAAGGUCAACCUUUGUCGGGACAUUUAUCACUAGUGGCAACCCCCGUUAUCUGCAGCUUGAGCCCUGGCUGAGCUAAACUGACAGCUGAUGAGGUGUUGACAGUGUACCGGUUAAUCUGGCCUGUGAAUGAUACAUGACACCUGAAGUGGAGGUUAGAGAGGGUCACUGCCAUGGCUAACAAUAGAUGCAAUUACUUUCCAUUACUGCAGAUACCCAGGUCAAAAAAUCGAGAUCAGGUUGAGCCACAAUUUGAAUGCCAUGUCAGAGCUUCAAAACAUUCUAUUAUUUAUGUUGUAAUUACUGUCUGCAGCCCAGAAAGCAGUCAGAACCAUGUUUUUAUGUCAAGGGAUUUUUUUGCAUGAAGGAGACUCAACUCUUAUUGGCUUAAAAUGUUGGGAUGCUGUAUAAACUGUUGAUAAAAGCAGAUUUUGAUGGUUUGCUGGUCACUUUGAGCUUAUAUGAUAUUUCAAGUAUGCUGAAUGUUGACGUUUUUAUUGUAAACAUUUUAAAUUUGCUGUCAGUGACGUUUCAACAAAUUGAGGUUAGAGACAACAAAGCACUAAAUAAGUAGUGAAAAUUUAAUUUUCAGCAGGUUUGUAACAUGACUGAGUAUUAAAGGACUCUCCAGGAUUUUUGAGUCUCUCGGCUGUAAAGCCAGGUUAAGGUUGGCCACUUUGUGAGAGACCAUGCAAAUAUGUUUCUCAGAGUAGAACUGAAGAAGAAAAAUUUGUGGACUCGCCAUCUUCACUAAAUAAUACCAUGAAAAGAUUCAGAGAAUCUGGAGAACUCUCUGUACGAAAGGGACAAGGACCAAAACCAAGACUGGACGAUCAUGAUCUUAGGGCCCCCAGGUGGAACUGCAUUAAAAAGAGACGAGACUCUGUUGUGAAAAUCACUGCAUGGGCUCAAAAUCUCAGCCUAAAACCAUUAUCUGUUAAGGCAGUUUGUUGCUCCAUCCACAAAAGGAGGUUUCAACUGAACCAUGCAGAUAUGCAGAGACCUCUCUGGCCCUCUCAUCAAUUCUGCAUGUACUACAGCAGCGUGGCUCUGUAGUACAAGAGUCCUGCUACUAACUGGCCUGCCUUCAGUCCUGCCUUGAAAACAUUUGGAGCAUCAUGAAAUGAAAACAAGAGAUAGACCUCAAACUAUUGAGCAGCUAAAUCCUGUAUCAAGCAAGAAAGAGACAUUCCUCUCUCUUGCACUUCUCACACAAUAAUUGCAACCCAUCAAAAUCUGUUUAAUCCAAAUUCACACACCGCCUCUCAGCUUUUCCUGUACUUCCAACAUGUCUCUUCUGCUGUCAUCACAUGACAUGAGGUCGCUCUGCGGUGGGUUCAGUCCUCUGGGGUAACUGGGUCAUUAGGAAGUAAAAGUGGUUUCAUGCAGGUCAUUUUGCUACACACAAGCCUGUGUCUGUUUUAGGCUUUAACUCUACCGUAGCUCUCCUUUCGCAAGGGCAUGAGACCCCCCAACCACCAGGGGUCUCUAGCUGCAUCUGUGAGGAGUUACUUGGGUCUGCGUGAGUACUCACCACAGAUCUCUGCUUAUUUAUAUAUUUUUACAUCUGGUUCUUUUCUGUCUGUCUCUGCCUCUCUCCUCUGUAACCAUCUUGGUCAUUGAAUAAGAAACAGGUUAUUUUAUCAUUUUUUUCAACAGUCAGAUUUCUGUGGCACUCAGUUGCUCCCUUACUAGCACACAUAGGGUAGUCUUUAGAGGGGCUAGUCUUCUCUCUCUAAGCUGCUUUUGUGAUCUUUCAUUCCCUUAUAUCAGGAUAUAUUCACUCUGUUAUUAUUUUGCCAACAUAACAGCAGCUUAAAGAACACAGUCAUGUGACUAGAUUGUUUUGUAAGUUCAUGUGGACAGUUUGUUGUAUCAGGGGUAUCACGAUAUUUAGGCUGAAGUUUUUUUUUUUACUUUCUUUUUUUCAAAAAUUCGGAACAGAAUAUGAUCCUUUUUUAUUUUUCCCCCACAGGUUUUACAGCCAUCACAGCAACUAAUCCGAUAUGGCUCAUUAAGACCCGUCUCCAGCUGGAUGCAAGGUAAUUAUGCAAUGUGACACAGUGUGUGCUAUGCAAAGUAAAAAAAAAAAGAAAAGGUUUAGAAGUCUCAUUUUAAGUUUUGUGUCCUUUAAGGUGAAUGAAACACACCCGUACAAUCUGUCUUCAUUUGUCGUUGUUGUUUCUCCUGCAGGGAAAAUUCUAUUAGACAAAAGAUUUGAUGGAGUAAAUUCUGAGAUUGUUUCUUUUGUCUUUCCUCAGGAAUAAAGGCGAGCGUAGGAUGAGUGCGUUUGAGUGUGUCAAGCGUGUGUAUCGGGCAGACGGCCUGAGAGGCUUCUAUAGGGGUAUGUCAGCGUCCUACGCUGGUAUCUCAGAGACUGUGAUCCACUUUGUGAUCUAUGAAAACAUCAAACGGCGCCUCUUGGAGGCCAAGGCACCACAGAACGUGGACGAGGAGGAAGAGGCGUCCAGGGACCCUUCAGACUUUGUGGGGAUGAUGCUCGCUGCUGCCACCUCCAAGACCUGCGCCACAUCCAUUGCUUAUCCUCAUGGUGAGGAUUUGAAACAUAAUGAGUUUUUUUUGCACAUUUAAUAGUUUUUUUUUUUCCCCUCAUUUCUUCUUUUCUUUUUGCUUUGCAGAAGUGAUUCGCACCAGGCUACGUGAGGAGGGCACUAAGUAUAACUCCUUCUUCCAGACUCUAAGAACAGUGCCCAAAGAGGAGGGCUACCGUGCCCUGUACCGCGGCCUCACCACCCACCUGGUACGGCAGAUCCCCAACACAGCGAUUAUGAUGUGCACGUAUGAGCUGGUGGUCUACCUCCUGAACGGUUAAAGUCCCCUCACCCUACCUGCUGACUGUAAAUGUUGCCCUGCCCUUGUUCAGAGACAGAAGGAAAAGAAUGAGAGCACACAGCCACACCGGCACAACAACCUGCUCACGUGAAGAAGACAGAGACCGCAGGAUGACCUUUGUCUCGAGCGGUUGUUGAAGAUAAGUUGGCUGUUUCGUUGAUAACCAAAGGGUCCUGCACAGAGAGGAGGAUCGAAAAGUUCCUUACUUUGGUUUGGGGAUCAGGAGUGGCACAGAAACGGCUGCCCUAUUUUCAAUUUAAUUCCAUCCUUUCCUUCCCUUGGGUUCUUCCCGUCUCAGAUUAAGAGUGCUGAAGACAGAACCUAAAAUACAGUAUAUUCUGAUUCUAACAAUACUAAUAAUGAGACAGACUUACAAUAACUCAAAUUCUAACUACCAAUUGAAUAAACAAACUUCCUCCAGCUCAUGGCUUUGCUGUCAGGCUGAAGAUCCGUUUUGGAAAUCUUUAAAUAGCACCACACGGUAAUUUAUUUCCUGCAUCACUCUAGAGGACCAGAAUGCAAAUAUGCUUGAGUUAGUAACGUGCUGGAGUAUCUGACGAGGGCUCUGAAGUCUGUGGGAAGAAAUCAGUGCUUAAGGCUGGUUCAGGGAGCAUAAAAGAAGGAAAGUUUAGAGAUAGAGAGGAACGUGCCUUGUGUGAAAAUGAGGAGAAGCUCUGUUCACCCAUCAGUAGAGUCUUGCACCUGUUCUGUGCAGGUUCAGGUCUUCUUAGAGGCUGUUUGUACCGAAAAUAAACACUCAAUCUGGGUUUAUCAGAUCAUAAAUCACCAGCUUUAAGUACGAGCAUUAACAUCUUGUGUUGACCACAGGUCUCCAGGUUCCUGCUUCAGAUGCAAAUUAAAAUAAUGCCCUAUUCACUUUCAUUAUACGUCACAAAACAUGAUGACAGGCUUGUUGCUGUCACAGCCCUGUGGUUUAUUUCUGAACUAAAACAAAAGCAGACGGGAGUCUCAGAUUACACACAGAUGCAAGUAUAUGCCUCCUAACUGUGCUGCUGCUCUUCCUCUGUUAUUCACAGCAUGUGGAGGCAUUGAUCAUACAUUAUCAGGGUGUGCACCAAAACACAGGACGGAUCACACCUUUUAUGCACCUCAAGACAGAGAGUGAUGUAAGAAAAUUAAAAUGAUGACAUAUAGAGAGAGUGACCACAGCAACAUUCUGUCUUCUUCUACUCUUUCCUUCUCAGUCGAGGGUCAUUUCCUAUGAAAGGUCUUUAUCGCUGAGUGAUUCCAGAUGUUAUAUGUAAUCCUGUAUUUUUUAAGAACCCGCUCCAGUACAUGAGCGGUGUCUUCACAUGUUGGAUUGGCAGAAUUAAUGACCAAGACCGUGAGACGUAGCUGAGAACUAUGCCUUAAAGAAGUGAUGUUGAAGAGGGGGGAGUUAGUGGAAAUACAGAGUAGCUAAUGUCAUUAUGACCUGUGUGGAUCAUCCUAUUGUACUAGAUUAAAUAAGUCUUUGCAAGUAAAUAAUUGUAGACAUAUUUCCUGUAUUUUCAUGCACACCGUGCCACUGUUUAGUGUGAAAACCCCAUCAGCACAUGUUGGAGUGUCAUGAAAAUGAGAAACAGCAGAGAAAAUUAGUAAACGGAGGUCUGUAACGUGUGAUUGUUGCAGUAGCUACAAGGAGAGUGGGCGACCCAAAGCAGAAAAAACGCCUCCCUGACCAUCUUCUAAUGUGGACUGAGCCUGAGGGUUGGACUGAUGCACAUUGCCACAUGUAGUUGAGGCUCACUGCUUGUAGUCUAAAAACCCAGAUCUGGUGUUAAAGCUAGGAGAACACACUCACCUCAACAUUUCCCCAAAUUUAGUCAUGCAUCGAUGCUAAAAAUCUCUAAGAUAUAUCUGCUAACUUCUCAGUGAUAACAACCUGAACCUGUUUGUGUAACUGUGUGUGAAAGACAGCUAUCUCUUAACUAAACCAGGAAAUAACCUCCUAUUUCUAACUACUAGAAUGUACAUAAGGAAGAGAGGACUCUGUAUAACACUGACUUGUGUUGUGAAUUGAAAGUAAACAUGAUUAACAAAUUUUAACAAAUAGUUAUAGUAUAAAUAGACAUAUAGAGAUACCUACAAAACGUGAUUGUGCUGCAUUUGUCUGCCCUCUAACAGCAAAAUACAAAUAUGUAGUUCAGAGGGGGUCUGCCUUUUAGUCGUAACCCUGUCUCAAACAAAGCUGUUGUUUUUUGUAGCACUUUUCAACGUCUCUCUCUAAAAUCCUCACCCUCUCAGUUUGAGAUCCCGAGCUAGUUUUCAGGCGAGGACAAUCCUCUCGAGUUUACCCCCAGAAGCUUGAGCAGUUCAGCCAGUGUGUGACGGGAGUUCCCAGAGAAUUUGCUCUUCGUAGGCGCAUGUAAGUGAAACGCACAGUAGCGAUAAAAAAACAAAAACAAACUUCCCUCUUUUUGUUGUCUGAGGAAACAAAACAUCUUCAUUACAACCAGUUUAGAAUUGAAAAAAAAACAAAAACAAAAAAAUCAAGUUUCUUUUUUUUUUCUUGCACUGUUGGAUGUUAUUUCUUUUGGUAUGGAAAGAUUUGUGCUCUCUGCUUUGGGUGUUUUUCUCGUUUUUAGUCUGUUUUGUUAUCAGUGUAUGUCAAAUGGCACAAAAGACAGAAACAGUAUUUUGCUCUCACCUAAGAAACCAUAGAGACAACUUCCUCUCUUAGAGUGCACAUCACAAAAACCUAGCCUACCAAUAAACGUGCAAUUCCCCCUCAAAAUACUAACCUUAAACAGCGUUGCUUAGCCCACAGAUGAUCAUCUAACAGCAGCACGAGUGUUUGCAGAAUUGCAGUCAGCUUGCUGUGGACAGUCUGGGUAGAAGAUGCAGUGAAGCUUUGCUAGCAUUAAUCUCAAGGCAGGCGCUGUUGGACUUGACAUUGUUCUCUGUGCAGUCUCGGAUGCCUUUUCCCCUCUGGGGAAAGUGAUUAUUGAAGUGAUCCUCCAUGUGAACACCUUUAGUUUUAGAGCAGCUUAAAAGAUGCACUAGGUUAGCACAAUCCGCUCACACGCACAUCCAUCAACACACUAUUUCUGUGAUCAUAACUGGACAUUUCUGUUGCUAUCGUUACACUUCUAUGAGUUUGAAACAGGACAGUCUAUGCAUGUAGUGUGAGUUCAUUGUAAAUAUCCGAGUUAAAGGUCAUUUCACCCAAAUCAACACCAGUACUUUCCUUGUUUUGGUCAAAUCUCUUCAUGUAUGAUCAUAUGCAUCUCUCACUGGUAUCAUAUGAUGCAUUCUCCUUUGCAUCCCAUGGUGACUCUGUUUGCAUUGUGUGACAGUAUGUGUUGCGUGUUUGCCUAAAUGACAAUCACUUGUCAUUCUGUUGUGUCAGGAGUGAAAGAGCCUAUAAGAGUAUGUAUGCACUCGCUGUAGGAGAACAGCUGCAGACAGUGUUGUUUUUAUCUUUUCAUUGAAUUGUUGCCUUUUCCUGGUACCCUUCGUCAUAUUUGUUUUCCAUGUUGUUGUUGAAAGCCCGCUGUGAGCGGGGCUUAGUCUAUGCAUUCUGUCAUACCUGUUUUUGUAAAACAAAAUGCCAAUAAAGUGGAAAGAGUGCAAAGCUGUUUCAGUGUCUGAAAGUUUUCAAUCCAG